GUCAGUGGAAGUGUUUGGCGGAGGCUCCUCCAGCCCGGUCCUCGCCCGCCCCGCGUCUCUCAAUAAAAAUGCAACACGCCGCUUUCUGACUCCAGAAAGAAAAUAUAAUCCAAGGACACUUACUCCCGCCGAGAAACAAAAAUGUUCAAGGACACUUCGAAAGAUUCAUUUGCCCUGGAUGUGGCUCUAAUUUCAGCAGCUGUGAUAAUUUGUCUUGCUGCGAUGGUUGCGAUGUGUGGAAUCUGCAAAUGGUGUCAACACAGGCUGGGUAAACGACACAAGAGUUCGCUGGAAGCAGUCACCACACCAGACUCCAACCGAGGCCGCAACGAGAAGAAAGCCAUCAAUGAUCUUGACAAAGACUUUUGGAAUAACAAUGACAGCACAGUACAAAAGAAAUGGAGUUCCUACCCUCCAAAGGAGUUCAUUCUAAACAUUUCGCCUUAUGCACCUUAUGGUGACCCACGUCUUUCACUCAAUGGCUCUCUCAUGUCCGGUAACAAAGCUCCAGUAGCUGAAAAAGAAACGCGCACGGCCGAGAAGCAAACCCGCAGCAACAGCAUGAAGAGCAGUGGAUCUUCCAACAGUAAUCGGGGUGAAGCUGCCAAUGGGAAGGUUGGGAAAGGUGGGCGCUGGCACACAGUCCAGACUCUCCUAGCAUCGGGCAAGCUCAACCAAGCUAACUUGGAUGAGCCGUCCUUGUCAGCAGCCUCCACGUUAGAACACAUAUCCACACCACCGGCCGACCAACAGUCGAAAUGCCCGCGACCUCGGACGCUGCAGAGGCAGCAGAGCCUCCAGCAGCCGCUGCAGCAGCAUAGACCUGCCCACCACCAGCCCACCACCAGCCAGAGCCUUGGGCAGCUUCAGUUUCAACAGCAGACGACCUCCGGCAGCAGGUCUCCCUACAGAGCCCAGCACAGGGCAGGCAGUACAGCGGGCUCACGCAGUCGCACAGCCGGUGGCCGCAGUCGCUCCAACCCUGGGAGCUGGGAUUACGUCAUGGGACAGCUCCGUAAUCGAGGGUUAGAUAUGAAGUCUUUCCUUGAAGGCCGGAUGGUGGUCCUUUCCCUGGUUAUGGGUUUGACAGAACAGGAUGACUUUGCAAAUAUUCCCGAUCUACAGACCAGCAACAGCCAACAAAACCAAGGCAUGCAGUCAGACAAAAGGUUGCCCACUGGAAAUAAGCCAGUGAAUACAACUCCUGUGCAAGGGCAGGUCCCUCAGGAUGACUCAGACAGAAGAACAGAACCUCGUUCCUCAGUCUCAGACCUGGUGAAUUCCCUCACAAGUGAGAUGCUAAUGCUGUCACCAGGUUCUGAGGAUGACCACGAGGGAAGUUCACGCGAGAACCUUGGUCGUAUUCAGUUUAGUGUCGGGUACAACUUCCAAGAAUCCACCUUCACCGUGAAAAUAAUGAAGGCUGUGGAACUGCCGGCAAAGGACUUCAGUGGUACCAGUGACCCAUUUGUUAAAAUCUACUUGCUCCCUGACAAAAAACACAAGUUGGAAACUAAAGUGAAAAGAAAGAAUUUAAAUCCACAUUGGAACGAGACAUUUCUUUUUGAAGGUUUCCCCUACGAGAAAGUGGUGCAGCGAGUUCUCUACCUCCAAGUCCUUGAUUACGAUCGUUUCAGUCGAAAUGAUCCAAUUGGAGAGGUAUCAUUACCGCUGAACAAAGUGGACUUGACACAGACACAGACAUUCUGGAAAGAACUAAAGCCAUGCAGUGAUGGAAGUGGAAGUCGAGGAGAACUUCUUUUGUCAUUGUGUUAUAACCCAACUGCCAACACUAUCACUGUGAACAUAAUUAAGGCAAGGAAUCUGAAAGCCAUGGACAUAGGGGGUACAUCAGAUCCCUAUGUUAAAGUUUGGCUCAUGUACAAAGACAAGAAAGUGGAGAAGAAGAAAACUGUUGUGAUGAAGAGGUGUUUAAAUCCCAUCUUUAACGAGUCUUUUGUGUUCGAUGUACCGACAGAAAUAUUGAGAGAGACAACUAUUAUAAUCACUGUGAUGGAUAAAGACAAACUGAGCAGAAAUGAUGUUAUUGGAAAGAUAUACUUAUCUUGGAAGAGUGGGCCUGGUGAAGUCAAGCAUUGGAAGGAUAUGAUUGGGAGGCCACGACAUGCUGUGGCUCAGUGGCACCAACUCAAGGCAUGAUUGUUCACCAAAUGAACGAGGAGGGGAAAACAACAGACAUAGAAGAGAAAACAUCUGAUUAGCCUUGACAUUUUAAGUAUGCACAAUGAAGCACGUGGACUAAAGUCACGGAUUACUCAGCCAACACUCUGGGAGUCCAGCAGCCAAUCCAUAUGCCAUGGACUUUAUAGCAUUGAGCUGCCAGGAACAUUUUUUAAGUCAAAAGGUCAUUUCCACCUAGUGCUUCAACAACCAUCACCCACCCUGCACACUCGCCCUCCUCCCCAGCCUCCUCCCCCAACAAGAGAAAUUUGCAUAUUUUGGUCAUGGCACAACUCAUUCUGUGUCUGUGGCCAGUAGUCACGUGGCUUAGACUUUAGUUUUAAUUUUCCUGUGACUAAAAAAAAAACGAAUUGUUCUUCCAGUAGUGAAGGAGUUUAUAGCAUUGGGAAAAAAUUAUGUGUACAUUUUUUUUCCAAAAUAUGAUGGCAUUUUAAUUUUCUGGUGCAGGUGUAGAUGCUAAUGGUUCCAAGGACACCUUUUUUAUUUAUCUCAAUUAAUGUAGUGAGGGGGAGGAAACGUGAGAAAAACAGGAACUUAAAAUCUGUGUAUGUCUCUGUGUGUGUGUUGUGUGUCUGUAACUAUAUAAAGUGUGUUUUUGUGCACACAAAAAGUACUCAGCCACGCCCUUAAUGCGUGGGUGAUUUUCUCUGCACUUUUUAAAAUGAACAGAUUUCGUUAUGAAAACAAAAGUUAUGAAUGGAUUUGGGGUUUCUAGAGGUGGUUUUUAAGUGGGCAAUGUCUGGUUUACACAGUAUUUCAACUUGCUUCUCCUUUAUCCAGGGCUUACAGAACUACUAUACUGGAAAAAAGCAAAAAUCCCGAAGGAUUAACAUGCAGAAAAUCCUAUGAUGUUGCAUACAGUAUUGGCCUAGCAUUCCAAAAGGCAACUGAUAGCAAUUGUAAAAUAUUGUAUUAAUAUUCCUAAGUCCUGUAGAGUAACAUUGUAGAUCACUUCCAUAUAUUUUCAGUGCACUUUUGCAUUGUCAGGUGCAUGAAAAAUAAUAUUGUUAGGCGGUAAGUAAAAUUCCCUCAUUUGGGUUAUUUGGAAGAAUUCAUGUAGGCAAGGGCUGGGGUUGGGAGAGUGUCUUAAAGGCAGACCCAGAGUUCUUAACCAAAAAUAUUCCCUGUCUCAUUUACCUGUUGAUUUACAUUUCCUUACCACAGUCAGACUGAGAGGUUUGGUUGGAGAUCUAUUUAUCCAACCCAGGGAAUCAAGUAAUACAUCUUGUUCUGGGCCAGUGGAUAGCUAAUUGCAACUCAAGACACUAUAGAAAGAAUGUAGGUGUCCUCUCAGUACAAUGAAAAUUAAGACUGAAGUAUUACUUGAAGUGAUGGGAUCUGGCAUUCACCUUCAGUUCCCCAGACACUGAGUUCCCAAUUUGAGACAUGUUAUUAAAAAUGACAGGUAGAGGGUCUUGCCUACUAUUGGAUUCUAGCUACUAUUACAGAUCUUCAAACAAAGUAACUUUUCCACAGGCUGGGUAUCUGAAGUAAAGAGCAAGAUUAUUGUACAUCCUUUUUCCACUAUUUUGUGAUUUUUGUGCUCGAUGUGGAAUUUCAGUGCCGAGAAACAGAAUCCCGGAAUCCUUCUUGCUUUGGGCAUCCAUUGGUGCCACCAGGGCAGUAGUCAUGUACAGUUAGACGUCAAGUAAAUCUCUUACAAUAUCAGUCAACUAAGUACCUUCCCAACUGUAUGGUGUAACACCUGCAGAAAAUGGCCAUAAUUUGUGGAAGUGCAUAGGCAUAUUCACUCAGAGUGCUUCUUGUGGAAUCUCUGUGAUGUUGCCAAUGUGAUGUUCCAUAUUAUGGCUAGUUUUAUGCUGUGAUCCCAUGUUAAUUGGAACAGGAAGAGUUCUGCCUGAAGCCACUUGUUGGGCCCUUAAGGGAGUGCCAGUGUAGCUAUUCAUCCCAGCACUUCAGGCUUUAUAUGAAUCCAGAGAUGAAGAGCCAACAUUUAACUCAGCACCACAGAUUCCCCUAUGCUGCAUCUCAAUUCUGUUUAAGCUCUGGUCUCGCUAAAUUUAGUCAGGAAAGGGUAUGUUUGCCACUUGUGCAUUCCUCACUUUGAAGUUUUAUUCAUCAGAGUGGACAAUAGCAUAAAGAACACAAUUGUACAUUCAUUCAUUUUAAUGAGUAAAAGAUUCAUGAGUUAUGUUGACAAUCAGCUCCUGCUGGGUGAAGUUACAUUUGCAUUACAUACUUAGAAAAUUUACUCCCUGGUUUCAUAAUGCUAGUACUCCCUUUAGUGUGGGGAAGCUUAAACAUGUGGUGUUAGUUAUCCCGAUCCUUCUAAGCCUCCACCUUUUAUAUGCAAGGAAGUACCUCAAUUAUCUCUGAAUGCUCUUCAGGACAGCAUUCACUUGCAAAAUUCCAGUAGGCAAUCCCAUUAUCCCCAAUGGCUAUGUAUUAGAUUUUAUAUUUGAGAGAAGUCCUUAGUAACAGACGACAUUCUGAUUUUCACCCCAGUGGCUAACAUACACCCCUCAAUUGAAAAUCAGUAUUUCAGAUUGCUUUACUACUGCAUGUAAGACAGAGGGAAAUACUGAUCUAGAAUAAUUUGGUUUUAUAAUAGCAUAUCCCCUAUCUGAGACAUAUGGUUUCAUUUUUCCUCAUUUUGAGGCAAAUAGACUCAGGGGUACUGUGAGGAGGGACACAAAGUUAUUAAUAAAUAUUACCAAAGGUCUGGACUAAAUUAAGAAAAAAAACAAAAAGAUUCACAACAAAGUCAGGGAUGAAAAAGGGCUAAGCAGUAAACAAAAACCAUUGCUACAAUGGUGGUUGCCAUACUACGAAUGGGCCUUCUCUCUGCUUUCUUCAAUCCCUGAGGGUGAUAAUAAAUUCCCUGCGAAAAGUACCAAGGGUAAUUGAAAGCUCAGGGAGAGUGCAAUGGUGAAGCUACAGGACAUUCAAUCAUCUUAACUGGGAGAAACUCAAUGAGUGGGGACAUUGUUGAAAUGUAUAAUGUAUUAAUCUGACUAAAGUAUUUUCCCAUCCAAGCAAAAAAGUGGCAUUUUUGCUGCGCUAGGGUAAUAUCUCUAAUACACUGCCCAGUAGAUUGUUCCAACCUUUUAUUAUCCUUGGUGUGAGGACAUUUCUGCUAUUUAGUUUAAACACAUGUUCACUAUUUUAUAAUCAUGAUCUCAGGUCCUCACUGAUCUGACUUAUAUUUCAACUAAUUAAGCUAUCCCUUAAAAUUUUACUGAGUCCUUUUCAAACAUUGACUCUCCUGACUGUGGAUGCUGAGUUUUUCAAACCUUCCCUCAUUGCUCACUCCCUCUAACCCAAAUCCAAGGGAUAAAGGAAUUAUUCUUACUGCUGUCAUCUCUAAUAAUUAUUUUGUUUCGAUAAUGUGACAACAAAAAUUGAAACCUUAAAAUAGCCAAUUAAUAACACACAACCUGUAAUUGAGCCAUUUGGAAAAGUAAUAGUUUAAUAAUGAGAAGAUCUUCCAACUUUCUGGGCGGCAUUACAAAAAAUAUAUUUUCAGUAGUAAAUCUUCACCAAAUGUUCAAUAUCUGCAAACCAUGCUUUGGAGAUUACAGGAAAAUACAGGAAUUUAUCAGAGGUAUUAUAGGCAUUUUAAUUGUCUAAUCAUCAUAAAUUUUCUUAAUCAAUAUCUUCAGGCUCUUCAGUUCUCACAUUAAUAACCUUCUUUAUGUUCCCAUGCUGAUAAGUGUAUUUUAAAAACAAUUAUCAUUUUAACCAAUAAUUACCUACCAUUUCUUACGGUGCCUGAUGCCCACUUUGUAAAACAAACUUGAUGUGUUAACUUCUAAAGAUAAGCUUAAAUUCCUGCACUAAGAUUAAAGGAUAGAAUUUAUGCAUCAGGAAAAGCAGGGUGGCCUGAUAGCACAGCAGUUAGUGCUGCUGUCUCGUGGCUCCAGAGGCCCAAUCUGGACCCUGACCCCGUGUGCUGCCUGUGUGGAGUUUGGAUAUUCUAUGGAGAUGCCGUGGACUUCCUCCCAUAAGACAUGCUGGUAGCUUAAUUGACCUCUGUAAAUUACCUCUUGAUGUAAGUUAAUGGCAAAAGGAUUCAAAUGGGAGUCAUCAGGAGUAUGAGAGGGAAUUAUUUAAAGGGGUAUAGGAAAAUGAGAGGGGGAAUGGGAUUACUUCCCUGGGAGCCAUGGGCUGAAUGGCCUCCUUGGAUAUCCAAAGUAGAGGGAUGAUUGAGUGUGUCCUUGAAGCUGAAUUUGUUUGAUCAGUUGGUGCCAACUGGGGCUCUGGUCAGAUUAUUUAAUAUGCUGAAAAGAAUGGGGAAAGCAUCCAAAGAAAGUAAAAAUGUAAAUUUGCUUGAUUCCUUCCCAUAUAAGGUAAUUAGUGAAACUUUUGGAGAUAAUUAACAAAUUAGUUGCUUUCCUUUCAAUAUGUGUUCCCGCAGAGUAAUUGGUCCUGUUCCAGAAACUUGAUGCGAUAUUAUUCCCAUUGUUAGUCAUGGCUUAUGUUUUGUGUAAUUCAGUUAAAUGCAGGUGUUCCUAUGUUCACCACCCCCAGAGGAUCACUUGUUGUUUUCCUUUGACCCUCCUACAUUUCACAUGUAUGUUGUCCUAAAAUUAUUUCUGAAUGACAUAAAAAGUGUUUAAAAUAACUUACUUUGAUUUUAAUCAAUUAUACCCAGGCUAAGAUCCAGUAACCGGAUAUUUUUAGUGGAGGGUUAAACAUACUUAAAUCAAUUUUGUUUUCCUCAGUUGCCAACAAAAUCUUUGAUUUUUAUUUGUGGGAUCAAUACCUCUGUGUCAUGACACUGAGGCACACAAAUGUGUUCACACCAGGUUUUUUUGCCAUAUGUUCAGUUCGCUGGUCUCACAAGUUGGUGUUCCCAUUAAUACUAAAUCGGUGUACAGAAUCAGUUUGGUAUGAAUUACUUAAGUAACAGGACUCAUGGAGGAUUGCCAACUGAAUACAUUGUGCAGCAAUUUCCUCUUUUCCUUAUCCUUUUCUCUGCAUUUCCUCUACUUGUUCCUUCAAAAUUAUAAAUUUUGCAAUUCAAAAUGGUUUAGUUGUGCCAGAGGCAUGUAGCACAGUACAGACCUACAGAUGCGGCUAUGCUGAUCCCAGCAUGAUUUAACCUAGCAAUAAUUACUGUGGACGUGCCUGCUUUAGUGCAACUGCCUUUUUGGUUCACACUAAUGAAGAUCAGUAGAAUUCAGUGAUCUUUCCCUGACACAGCUGCUAGCACUAGCAAUUUUUUGUCUUAUUAGCAAACCAUUGCAUGUUUAAUUUAUGAAAUAUUUAUUGCUUAAUAUUGUGAUCAACAGAAAGGCGAAAAAUGUAAUGCCUAAGAUUAUUUCCAAUUGAUGUCCAGUACCUUAGCCAAGAGAUUACUUGUGUUUCCUAAGCACCAUACGUACAAAAUGCAAACUCCACGUGUAUAUUAGGGAUAAAGGUAUAGAAGAAGGCUGUUCUAUGGAGAUGGAUAAUGUAGGGUAAGAAAAGGUUUAUGUGGAGCAUAGAUUGGAUCAUGGACUACCUGAGUAGUUUGUUCUGUCUCUGCACUGCACAUUCUGUGUGAUUCCUGAUAAUGACUUAUAAGCAGGAAUCUUGGAAAUGUAGCCCAAGUAACUAAGGCAACAGUAACACUUCCCACAGCCCACCUGUUGGCUGAAAAUGUUGCUCAGACAAAAUGCAGAAAGACUUGCAUUUAUAUAAACAUCUUUCUUGACCUCAGGAUCCCAAAAGCGCUUUAUGGCAAAUGAAGUGCUUUUGCAAUGUGGUUGUUGUUGUAAUCUUGGGAAGGUGGGAGACUGUUUGCACACAGCAAGCAGCUGUACACAGCUUUGGAUAAAUUGAUCAGCUUGUCUGUUUCAGCAUUGACUGUGGGAAAAAUUGAAUGAUUGGUUGGGUUACCAGGAAAACUGCUCUGCUCCUCUUCUAAUAGUGCCAUAGGAUCUUUUACAUUCAGCUGAUAGGGACAACAAAACCCCUGAAGGUUGAUACCUACAACAGUUCAGCACUCCUUCUGUGAUGGUGCCAACACUGAGUAGUGGCUGACACCCCAAUGAGGAUGAAGGAUCACACAGAAAAUGCCUUGGUCUGUCCCCUGUAAUCACUGAGCAAUGCAUCUGUAUGCUAGGUCCAUCAGAGAAUAUUCACACAGUUCCUGAAUAAUUGAUUUGGAUUCAGGAUUAUAGAUAUUUGUGUCUCUUGUAGUUAGUUAAAACACACCCAUGUGUUGAUGAGGAUAAGGUUAGAAGUUACUUUGUCUUGGGUUGGUUGGUUUGACCUUGUCAGACUAGAGAUAAAUAUGGUAAACAGCCAAACUUGUUUCUUUAGCCCUGCAGUUAACCAUAAAGUGAUAAAUCCUUGCCCUGUUUUACAACUAUUUCACAAGAAUUGUAGUGAUUACACCCAUUAUAAAAUGGCACAAUUCUUUUUAAAUAAUGCAUGGCCCUUUUCCUAUCUCCAAAUGAGGAGACAGUUUGGCUACUAUUUGUAGAGGGGAUGGACCCCCUUAAAUGGGAUAGGUAAUAUUACAAAAGCAAAAUGCCCAUUUGCCCAUCUCAGGUGUGUUGCUCUAGCUGUUUGAUGCCUGAAAAAUUGCUUAAUAGCGUGUGCUAAAUAUAUGUUCAGUAACUCUUUUAAAGAUUGAUGUGUAGCUAGAGCCCUCAACAUCAAUGGAAUGAUAUGGUGCUAAUUGAUUUUCAGCAUACAAAUGCAAUGCUACAUUUGUAUGAAAUUUCCUUGGCCACUAUUUUAACAGAGGAACAUAGUGUGAUUUUAAAUUACAAGUGUAUUCUGCCCGUGCUUCAUUACUCUUCAUUCUGCAAUCACUAGUUUGACAAGUGACUCUCUGUUGCUGUGUGAGGACAGAUCCAUGGUUUCAUUAACAUUCACUGUAUAAACCAGAUAUUGCACUUUUGCAGGUUAAUAUUCCUUUUUGUUUUGCCUAGUCUUACUUUCAAAGCUAUUGAAAAUCAAACCUGUUGUGUGACCUGGUAUGCUCCAUGAGCUUUAAAGGAAAGUCAGAAAUUCAUUUGUUGCUGAUGGCUGAAUCCCAUUUUGGUCAGGCCACCAACGGGAUGUUGGAAUGUUGUUGCACUACUCUGGCUCAGGAGAUGUUGUUUAGCUUCCUCACUUGAAUUAAUCCUCCUGAUUAGACAAACAGUGGAGCAAAUUAAUUAACAAACCCUGAAGCCCUCCAAAGCACCCUUCCUUCCCUCGCUGAAAAUUGAUCAUGCCAAAUAUCCAGUGAAUUCACAGAUGUGACAUCACUGGGAGACCUAAAAUGUGGGAUUACUUCCCAAAAUAUGUGUUGGAUGUGUUGUGCUGAUUUAGGAACAAAGGAAUUAAUCAUAAACUCUUUUUUAAAAAUCAACACACUGAGGCUUUACACUGAACACCACCACCCCAACUGAUCAGAUGUCCAACUUGGUUGAACUUUAAACAAAAUUCAAUGGGAACUUGCAGCCUCUAGUUAGAAAGUAACUGGAAAGGAAAAGUUAUCCAAAGUAUGAUUUUGUAAGAAAGACAUGUCUGUGUGUACAGGGGUCACACUUAUUAGGUUUAAUUGGCUUGAGUGAUUACACCAUAUCACCUCCUCGCUCUGUAAAGCUGGUCUAGGUUUAGCUAAUGAAGAAAAGCAGCUCGCAAAAAAUCGCAAUUUAAAAGCAAAAACCAAAUCAAAGCUAUAACAGAUGUUUGGAAAUGUUCAGGUAGAAAGAAAUUCUGAUUUGAAAAGCAAAUGCCAAGAGUAAUAAUUACAAAAUCAAGCAAUGACGACUUAAUCAUGAUAUUUUGGACAGCACAUCAACUAUCAACAGAGUGCCAUUUCCCUAGCUGGGAUGAAUCCCUGGCGAAGACCACAUUCCCUUUGCAACUUUCAAACUAUAUGAAGAAAACCAGGGAGAAGUAGAAAGAACAGGGUGUGGAUUCUUUGUGAAACUGUUGGUGAUGAAAGAAAAUGCCUGCUGUCCUUCUGCAAGUAAUUGAGAGAAGAAAAACCAAAAAUAUCGGCUAACUACAACAUAGUGGGUCUUCAAAAGGUUUGAGGGUGAAUUUGUUUCAUUUGUGUCUGCGUGUUGGGGGGAGGCGAGGGGUAGCAAAGAAAGUUGUGUGCAAUACAAUUUGUGGUAGAUUUGAAACUAGGCUAUAAAGGUUAACAAAAAAAGGAUCUCAGCUUUAAACAUAAGCCUUAGUUUUUGUGGAUAAUCUUGGCAAGUAUCUUAUCCCUUGUGAUCAGGGUAAGGAUAGCAUAAAACAGAUUUAUUUUAUGUUUACAUUGAAUGCUAGUUUGGCUGUAAUUGAAGUUUCAUAUAAAAGAAUAUAUGGUUAGGUUUUUACAACUCUGUGUACAGACUGUUUAAUCUUAAUGCAAGGUGAUGCAGUCCUGAAUUUAUUGCUUUUUUUGGUCCUUUCUUUAAAUAAGGACUGGGCGUCUUUACGCUCUUGGACAAGAUGAAUUAAAGAGACUGCAAUGGCUUCUUUGUCACAAAUUGCGAUGUAACAUUUGCCAACUUUGUACAGGAUAUUCAUGAUGCAUAGGUUUAGCUGCCAAGUGGUAUAUUGAUAGAAAAAAACAGUUCAGACUGGCUGAAGCCAGAUGUGCUUUAUCUGGAUAAUAACAGAGCUUUAUUCUGUUAGUUGACUUCUGAUUCAAAAAGUUUUUAAGAAGUUCUAUAGCAUAAUAUAAAUUAAAUAAUACUUGUUCAUAGUUUGAGCAAUAUUUGAAUACAGAAGCACAUCUAUCUGUUACUAUUGAUAUAGUGUCUGUCUCCAGCCAGCCUUUGUAGAUGAUGUCUUUGAACUUCUGUUGUCAUCCAGUCGCCCUGUACUGUUCUUUAUCUUUUUCCCCCAAUAAUCUGACCCAUUUCAGAUUAAACGUGCAGAUGGUACCUCAACAAACAACACUGAUAGAUAAAGAUUGUAAUUUUUAUUGUGUUUGGUAGCUAAUGUACUUCAUGAAGGUAAAUUAUUUUGUAUGAGAUGACUUCAUCUAUAUUAUGUAUAUGGUAGAGUAUUUCUUUCUGAGAUUAUAUAUUUUGAAAUUUUACUCUUUUUUGUGGAAAAAGUCCUAGUUAUGAUUAAUAAACAGUAGGAAAGCA
Molecule: messenger RNA, 11240 nt
Organism: Pristis pectinata (smalltooth sawfish)
Lineage: Eukaryota; Metazoa; Chordata; Chondrichthyes; Rhinopristiformes; Pristidae
Gene: syt7a
Product: synaptotagmin VIIa
Exons: 13
Coding region: 142-2160 (672 amino acids)
Biological process (GO): regulation of calcium ion-dependent exocytosis; cellular response to calcium ion; regulation of dopamine secretion
Cellular component (GO): axon; synapse; synaptic vesicle
Molecular function (GO): phosphatidylserine binding; calcium-dependent phospholipid binding; clathrin binding
Source: RefSeq, a predicted model, not a curated record